Pogonomyrmex barbatus (red harvester ant) is the source of this 382-nucleotide messenger RNA. RefSeq names its product reduction of Rh1 (gene roh). The record is from RefSeq and is a predicted model, not a curated record. NCBI's taxonomy places the organism in Eukaryota, Metazoa, Arthropoda, Insecta, Hymenoptera, Formicidae.
ACAAUCAAUUUGUUUGUUACAGAUAACCAACAUGUCGCAAAAUGCAUCAUUUCGACCCAUGAAGUAUCCAUAUACUUUAACCGCGAAGCUGGCCCAAUUUCCUUAUAAAUAUUACUGGAACCACAGUUGGAUGUUUAAAUAUACGAUAAUUGGUGCACUCAUUGCAGUUCCUAUAUUUUAUAAAAUACAAAAAUUAUCGUAUUCUCCUGAGAAUGUUCAGAAGUGGGACAAAACCCAUAAAGAAAUGUUUGAGGGUACCGGCCAUCAUUAAAGUAAUAUAAUUGUUAGACAUAUAUUGAAUGUAACAUGUAAGAGAAAAGCAAGCUGUAAUCUUCUCUGUUACUUAAUUAGAAGAAAUAAAUCUUUAAUCAUAUAUGUAAAA